CGAUAAUCUGAUUUCAUCUGAUUAUUUCGACGUAUUUAUUUCGAUGCAGCUUUUUUGCAUGGACCUUUCAGCACAAUAACUAAUAAGUUGUAAUAUUUCCAAUAAUAAAGUGCCGUUCGAUAUAAGGAAAAAUGAAAUACUAUCUGAUAUCAGCUAUACUAUUUUCGCUAUGUUAUGCCAUAUGCGCAGGACCAAUGCAAGUCCUAGACCUUGAACCAGUUAAGGAAUGUGUUAAGUCCGGCAUGAUGUGUGACACAUGUACUAGCAGUGCUAUGUGUGUUAAAGUGGGCAAUGCUUUCAAGAAAGUCAAUCAAAUGACUUGUCCUGAUGGAACCACGUGCUUAGGGGGCACGUGUACGAAAGAAGUCAACCCUCCUUGCGAUUAUGCUAACAUAGACUUUCCUUGUCAGUACACAGGAGCCUAUCCUCAUCCAGGAGAUUGGUCUAAGUACAUUUACUGUGUCCCCAACGGCGAUGGUACAUUUAAUGCUGUCACAAUAGACUGUGAGCCUGGUACUGGUUACAACGCCCAAACAACCUACUGCAGUAGAAAUUUGACAACUAUCUCCCCCAAUGUCUUUCCAAUAACAAGAUGCUUAGAACCAAGCCAAAACCCACUUGUUCAUCCCGAUAAUCCUUCAAUUUACUACAUCUGCAGUCAGAUUCAAGGUUGGGAUAAGCUCUAUCCUAUGCAGUUCACCUGUCCUAGUGGAGGUGCAUUCAAAGAUGGUGAAUGUAUUAUAACGUUGAGUGAUGAAACCAAUAGAAAGUAAAUAAAUUACAUUGAUCA
This is a messenger RNA of Harmonia axyridis, 790 nucleotides long. RefSeq lists its product as uncharacterized. Bases 132 to 773 code for a protein of 213 amino acids. Gene Ontology annotation, molecular function: chitin binding. Gene Ontology annotation, cellular component: extracellular region. The record is from RefSeq and is a predicted model, not a curated record. Lineage: Eukaryota; Metazoa; Arthropoda; Insecta; Coleoptera; Coccinellidae. The transcript is spliced from 3 exons.